This is a messenger RNA of Pygocentrus nattereri (red-bellied piranha), 2898 nucleotides long. It is a transcript of the gene mcm3, whose product is annotated as minichromosome maintenance complex component 3. The transcript is spliced from 17 exons. NCBI's taxonomy places the organism in Eukaryota, Metazoa, Chordata, Actinopteri, Characiformes, Serrasalmidae. Bases 97 to 2535 code for a protein of 812 amino acids. The record is from RefSeq and is a predicted model, not a curated record. Gene Ontology annotation, cellular component: MCM complex; nucleus. Gene Ontology annotation, molecular function: single-stranded DNA binding; ATP hydrolysis activity; single-stranded DNA helicase activity. Gene Ontology annotation, biological process: double-strand break repair via break-induced replication; DNA replication; mitotic DNA replication initiation.
AAGCGACUCAGAGCAGAACACCGGGGUGGUCGGUAGAUACACUCGACACGUUGCUGAUACACUCGUCUUUGCAGAUUUACCACUUUUUAUCUAAAAAUGGCCACUGAAGUUUUGGACGACCAUGAGAUGAGGGAGGCCCAGAGGGACUAUCUGGACUUUCUGGACGACGAUCAAGACCAGGGAGUCUAUCAGAGCAAGGUUCGGGAUAUGAUCAACGAGAAUAAAUUUCGCCUCAUCGUCAAUAUCAACGAUCUGCGGCGCCGCAACGAAGCUCGCGCUGCCAAACUAAUGAACAAUGCUUUCGAAGAGCUCCUGGCCUUCCAGCGUGCUCUUAAGGACCUGGUUGCUUCUGUGGAUGCCACCUACGCCAAGCAGUUUGAGGAGUUCUUCAUUGGACUGGAGGGCAGCUUUGGGAGCAAACAUGUGACCCCGCGCACCCUCACGUCGCGCCUGCUGGGGAGCAUGGUGUGCGUUGAGGGCAUUGUCACCAAAUGCUCUCUGGUGCGGCCCAAGGUAGUGCGAAGUGUCCAUUUCUGCCCAGCCACUAAGAAGACUUUGGAGCGUAAAUACACAGACAUGACCUCAUUGGAUGCUUUCCCUUCAAGUGCCAUCUACCCAACAAAGGAUGAAGAGAACAAUCCACUGGAGACAGAGUUUGGCUUGUCCAUCUAUAAGGAUCAUCAGACCAUCACGGUGCAGGAGAUGCCGGAGAAAGCUCCUGCCGGCCAGCUGCCCCGCUCAGUGGACAUCAUUCUGGACAAUGACAUGGUGGAUGCGGCCAAACCGGGUGACCGCGUGCAAGUCGUUGGGACCUAUCGCUGCCUGCCUGGCAAGAAGGGUGGCUUCACCUCUGGCAACUUCAGGACCAUUAUGAUAGCCUGCCAAGUGAAGCAGAUGAGCAAAGAGGUCACUCCGUACUUUUCUGCAGAUGACGUGGCGAAGAUCAGGAACUUCAGCAAGUCUCGCACAAAGAAUGUGUUUGACCAACUGGCCCGCUCUUUGGCCCCCAGUAUCCACGGGCACGAGUAUAUUAAGAAGGCCAUUCUGUGUAUGCUGCUGGGUGGAGUGGAAAAGGUUCUGGAAAACGGAUCUCGCAUUCGUGGAGACAUCAAUGUUCUUCUCAUAGGUGACCCCUCUGUGGCCAAGUCUCAGCUGCUGCGGUAUGUGCUGCAUACCGCUCCCCGUGCUAUCCCCACCACAGGCCGUGGCUCAUCCGGAGUGGGUCUGACUGCUGCUGUCACCACUGAUCAGGAGACAGGUGAGCGUCGGCUGGAGGCUGGUGCCAUGGUGCUGGCUGAUCGAGGCGUGGUCUGCAUUGAUGAGUUUGACAAGAUGUCUGACAUGGAUCGUACUGCCAUUCACGAGGUUAUGGAGCAGGGACGUGUCACCAUUGCCAAGGCGGGCAUCCACGCCCGUCUGAAUGCCCGCUGCAGCGUUCUGGCAGCCGCCAAUCCAGUCUAUGGAAGGUAUGACCAGUAUAAGACACCAAUGGAGAAUAUUGGCCUGCAGGACUCCCUGCUGUCUCGUUUUGACCUGCUCUUCAUCAUGCUGGACCAGAUGGAUCCUGAACAGGACCGGGAGAUCUCAGACCAUGUGCUGCGCAUGCAUCGCUACCGGGACCCCCAUGAGCAGGAAGGAGCAGCACUGGCUCUGGGUGGAGCAGUAGAUGUCUUGGCCACUGAUGAUCCAGAUGCAGCUCAGGAGGCAGAGACAGAGCUGCAAGUGUAUGAGAAGCACAACAACCUUCUCCAUGGCAACAGAAGGCAAAGAGUGGUGAGCAAAGAGUUCAUGAGGAAGUACAUUCAUGUCGCCAAAGCGAUUUCCCCUGUACUGACCCAAGAAGCAGCCAAUCACAUCGCAGAGGAGUACUCGCGACUGCGCAGCCAGGACCAGCUUGGCUCUGACAUUGCUCGGACGUCCCCUGUCACAGCCAGGACUCUGGAGACUAUGAUCCGUUUGUCCACGGCUCACGCCAAGGCCCGCAUGAGCAAGUCUGUGGAGCUUGAGGACACAGAGGUUGCAGUGGAGCUUGUUCAGUUCGCCUACUUUAAAAAGGUUCUGGAGAAGGAGAGGAAACGUUCCAGACAGGGAGAACAGGACUCAGCAUCUGAAGAUGAGGAGGAGGAGGAAGGUCAGGACACCCCUCGGCAGCAGAGGAAGAGGAGGCGCCGUUCAGCUGAGCGCAGGCCAUCACAGGGCAGUGAACCCUAUGAUCCAUAUGACUUCACCACUGAGGCAGAUAUACCUCAGAUCCAAUCUCCUGCCCCUGCAAGGCCUGCUGAGGAGCCCAUGGAGACGCCUGAGCAGAACGGUCACUCAGAAUUAUCAGCGGACAGGCUGAAGGAGUUCAAAGCCGCAUUGCUGGAGGUCUUCCGCUCUGCACACGCUCAGUCCGUGGGCAUGAAUGCUCUGAUGGAAGGCAUCAAUAAGACCUGCCCCACCCCCUUCGAUCAGGCUGAGGUCCGUGCCGCCCUCGGACGCAUGCAGGAUGAUAAUCAGGUCAUGGUAGCCGACGACAUCAUCUUCCUCAUCUAAAGAGGAAAGCGUGAGGAGGAGAAAGAGAAAGGAGGAAGCUCUAACCUGCAGAAUGUGGACAUUUGUCAGGGCUUGGUCCGUUUCAGAUACGUAUAAGCAAGAUGUUUAUUACCCAUAAAUCACUGUGCAUAUUUAAAUGCAUGUUUUAGUUUCUUUGUUCAAAGACAGUUGCUCGCCUUAAUGUGCACAUUAACUCAUCUAACUCAGUCUCACAGGUGCAUUUCCUUGAUUUAUUGUGAUUGUUUUAUCUGCAUUGCAUUUUAAGAGUUUGGCCAAACACUUGUAUAUAUUGCUUGUUCAGAGGAGGGUUAAAAUUGCUGCCCUAUAGAAAAACUGAAAAAUAAAAAAAGCAAUUUUGUUAAA